Molecule: messenger RNA, 6684 nt
Organism: Sardina pilchardus (European sardine)
Lineage: Eukaryota; Metazoa; Chordata; Actinopteri; Clupeiformes; Clupeidae
Gene: camsap2b
Product: calmodulin regulated spectrin-associated protein family, member 2b
Exons: 19
Coding region: 502-5025 (1507 amino acids)
Biological process (GO): neuron projection development; negative regulation of microtubule depolymerization; cytoplasmic microtubule organization
Cellular component (GO): microtubule minus-end
Molecular function (GO): calmodulin binding; spectrin binding; microtubule minus-end binding
Source: RefSeq, a predicted model, not a curated record
CGCAGGGAGAGACCGAGAUUUCAAGGAGGAGGACAGUUAGAAAGUUAAAGAAGAGGGAAAUCUCCAACAUGGAAGACGAGGACUAUUCUAGUCGCCAACAGCGCUCGAGCGUAUGGUAUUCGGCAACCCCUCGUGUGAGAAACGAUGAAGUUUGACUGACAUUUCGAUGUUGUAACAUCCUUGGCAACCUGAGGAUAAUGUCAGGGAAUGGAUGAAGAACUACUGCGGAUGGGUGGAUUUAGUCACUGGACUGAGUACUAACGUGAACACAUGGAGAUAUCACUGAAUACGAUGGACAACCUUUCUCCAUCAUACAUAUAAGGCGAAGGAAGUCACCGAUUGUGCGAGACGCUAUCAGACAGAAGAUCCUCUAAAAUUAACGUUAAUGAAGAUAACAUUUUGCGCAUUGAGUUCUCUGGAAUGCCCUCGUCAUCCAUCAGUAUCGUUUCAUAGUUCACCGUCAUCCUUGGGGAAGAGGAAUAGAUCCAGCUAGACAUCAGGAUGGGUGACACGGUGGAUAACAAGGAGAGCAAAAGGACAUACAUAGUCCCGUCCAUCAAAUCUUUUGAUCAUCAUGAUUUCACAAGGGCUAAGAUAUCUUGUAGUUUAGCGUGGCUCGUUGCCAAAGCCUUUGGGUCAGACAGCAUCCCCGAGGACCUGCAGGAGCCCUUCUAUAAGGACCAGUACGAGCAGGAGCACCUGAAGCCCCCCGUGGCGUCGCUGCUGCUGUCGGCCGAGCUGUACUGCCGCGCCGGCAGCCUGAUCCUGCGCAGCGACGCCGCCAAGCCGCUGCUGGGCCACAACGCCGUCAUCCAGGCCCUCGCCACGCGGGGACUCUACGUCACCGACCAGGAGAGGCUGGUCACCGAGAGGGACCUCUGCAACACCCCCAUACAGAUGAGCUGCCACUUGGCGAUGAUUGACGCGCUAAUGAUGGCCUACACGGUGGAGAUGGUGAGUGUGGAGCGUGUUCUGUCCUGCGUGCAGCGGUACUGUCCACUCUUCCCCGACGACGACAUCCCCGACGAUGCAGAGGACGCCGUGAUGACCUGGCUGAACAAGGUGAAUGAGCAUCUGAGAGACAUUCUGGAGCAGGACCAGAGGACCAGAGACGCACCCCCUGGAGAGAACACUGGGGCCCAGAAGUCGCGCCUCAGGAGGGAGGACAUCAAGCCAAGGCCGGCUCACUGCCUCCCCCUGGUGGACAACCUGCUGAAGGACAACACCGACGGCUGCGCCCUGGCCGCCCUGCUCCACUUCUACUGCCCCACCUCCGUCAGGCUGGAGGAUAUCUGCCUGAAGGAGACCAUGUCUCUGGCAGACAGCCUGUACAACCUGCAGCUGGUGCAGAGGUUCUGCAGCGACAACCUCAACCGCUGCUGCCACUUCAGCCUGGAGGACAUGCUGUACGCCUCCUCCUCCAUUAAGGGUAACUACCUUGUGUUUAUGGCCGAACUGUUCUGGUGGUUUGAAGUGGUGAAGCCCUCCUUUGUACAGCCCCGUUCCCUCGAUGCCAAAGAGCUGACACAGUCGUCAACAAAAAUGGCUCCCAUUUCCAAAGCCAAACCCAGCUUCAUGGGGAGAUCAUGCAGUCCUGAACAGCCAUGCUCACAACCAAAUGUUGCUCCCGCAGCUCUGAUAAAGCGUUCAUCCUCCAUGUCUUAUGUGGACGGCUGCGUGGGAACGUGGCCCAAAGAGAAACGGUCCUCAGCUCACGGCAUCUCGUUUGAGAUCCCCUUUGACGACGCAGUGGUGCCCACUCAGCCAGGGUCCACGGGUCGGGGAAUGACCCGCUCCGCCAGUACAGAGGGCCUGGGCUACAGGGUGCACCAGGCUAACCGGAACAUCCGCCGGAACCUCUCCUUCCAGCCCGUCAACGGCCAGGACGGCUACAUCCAGGAGGAGAGUGAUGAUGCUGCUCUGUCCUUCAGACGAGCAGGAAGGCCCCGCAUCAGGACCGAUGCAAAGUAUUCUAAUGGACUGCUGCCGGAGGACCACUCUCCCCAGCCCAGCACUCCCAGCAUAGAGGAGGCCCUGAAGAUCAUCCACGACUCAGAGAGGACCCAUGGCAGCCUCCCGUCAGGAAGUGGGGGUAGCAGCUUCUUCCUGCAUGGCCACGAAAUGGGGGAUCCUGUCGACCACGCCAACCAUGACAACGGAGGCGACGAGCCUGGAGACCUCGGCUCCAAGGGACGGGCGGAUGACGGGGACCUGAACUCUACGUCCACAGAGGUGGACACGGGCAUCCACGUGAGGACGGAGGACAUUCAGGACGGGCAGGACGAGGACUCGUCGCUGAAGGACUACUCGGACAUGGACCAGGACUGCGAGGUGCGGUCGUGCCCGCUGCCGGAGACGUCGAGCUCCUGCGCCAGCCUGAUGGGCGCGCGCUCGCUGGGCUGCGGCAGCCCGGCCUCGUCCACGGGCUCCGGCGUGCGCAUGACCAGCUUCGCUGAGCAGAAGUUCCGCAAGCGGAACCAAGCGGAGGGACGGAACAGCGGGAGCAACACGCCCGACAGCGCCGAGCUCAAUCUGCCGAACGCGCCGUCACCGGCCCCGGCGGUGUCGCCGCCGUUCGCGGCGCUCACCCCCGAGGUGCGGAGCCCCGCGCGGCCGACCUCGUCCCGCGACCCCGGCCACAUCCUCGCCUCGGAGAUGGUGCACCUGAAGAUGAAACUCGAGGAGAAGCGGCGCGCCAUCGAGGCGCAGAAGAAGAAGGUGGAGGCGGCGUUCACGCGGCACCGGCAGAAGAUGGGCCGCACCGCCUUCCUCAACGUGGUCCGCCGCAAGGGCGGCUCCACCUCCCCCUCCCCCGUGGCCGAGACGGCAAGCUCCCCGGGCGUCUUCGCCAAGCCCCCUUCCCCUUCGCCUGUAGCGGACGCCCCGUCGGUCCAGAGGCCGGCCCCCAGCAGUGCUAGCGGCGGCAGCGGCGCGGGGCUGGAGCGGUGCAAGCCGGACGGCGCGGCGCCCAAGUCCCCCGUGGAGGACGGCGGCGCCGAGGUGGACCUGACGGAGUACACGCGCACCAUCGAGCGCCUGAACACGUCGCUCGGCUUUCUGCAGUCCGAGAUGCAGCGGCUGGCCCGCCAGCAGGAGACCAUCAUGCAGAUGCGAGACCACCAGGGCAGCCAGGCCUGGGUCAUCUCCCCGCCGUCGCAGCCCUCGCCGCAGAGGCAGCUGCGGGAGCUGCGCAGCAGCAGCGUGGUGGGUCGCGGCGGCUCCGUGGGCUCGCUCUCGCCCAUCCUCUCGUCCUCGGCCACCGGCGGCGGAGGCACGGGCACGGGGUCCCCGCGCGUCACGCACCGCUCCCCGAGCACCAUCAAGAGGAAGUCGGCCUCCUUCCACGCCCGGACGCCGCGCACGCCGCGCCCCAGCGAGCUGAAGAUCACGCCGUUCAGCCGCAUGCUCAACACGCCCCAGUCGGUGGACAGCCUGCCCAGGCUGCGGCGCUUCUCGCCCAGCCAGACGCAGACCACCUCCUUCGCCUACCUGGGGCACGACGCCCGGCCCACGGCCCAGCGAACGCAGUCGGUGGACAGCCCCGCCCAGGGAGCGGGCAGCGAGCAGGAGCUCAAGGACAGGGGACAGGCCGCGGAUCAAGCCAAAGACGACGACCCUGAGGGGGCAGACGCGGCCGGAGAGCCGGAGAAGAGCCAGGCCGCUCCAGCUGGAGUAGAAGCAGCAGAGAAGAAGGAGAAACCGAAGGAAGUAGAAAGUGCCGGAAAGAAAACGGUCAGAAACGGAUCAGUUGCUGAGGUGCUUUCUCAGCCACUGUCUGAGGCAGCGAAGACGACAACGGGCACAACCAGUGUCAAUAACAAGCAGGCCCAACCCAGGAAGGACCUGGUAGAGGUGCCGCUGUCCGUGCUGAAGCCCGAGGAUGGACAGGAGUCUGGCCUGGAGUCCGGCACUGAUGGAGAACCAGGACUGGAGAACCGUGACCAAAAGAUGUGCUGUGGGUUCUUUUACAGGGAUGACCAGCAGGGGGAGGAGGACAUGGCCCAGAAGCGGGCGGCCCUGCUGGAGAAGAGGCAGAGGAGGGAGAGGGAGACGCAGCAGAAGAGACAGCAGCUGGAGGCCGAGCUGGAGCAGAAGAAAGAAGCGGCACGGCUGAAAGCUGAGGAGGAGAAAACGAAGCGUGAGGAUGAAAAAGCACGUAGGGACUACAUUAAGAACGAAUACCUGAGGAGGAAGCAGCUCAAGCUGAUGGACGACAUGGACAGCGUCAUCAAGCCCCGCCCCGCCAGCAUCAAGAAGAAGCCCCGCCCCAAGUCUAUGCACAGAGACAUCAUGGAGUCUCCGAAGCCACCAAUCAAGACCACAGGGUCCCGGCCUCGUGGAUAUUCAGUGUCCAGCCUUUCGCUCGCAUCUUUGAACCUUGCAGACAAUGAAAGUGUCCAGUCUGACAAGAGAACUCCUCGAAGCAGUAAAUUGUCUGCUGGCAAUUUACGCUUCUUUUUGAAUUCUCCAAAAGUGAAAAAGGGAAGGCCAGACUCUGCAGAAGGAUACCUGUCUCCCUGUCAGUCUGUGAGCCGAAAUGGGGAGAAUUGGGAGAAUGAGUCCACCACCUCAUCUGUGGCAUCCAACACUGAGUAUACAGGGCCAAAGUUAUACAAGGAGCUAAGCUCCAAAUCCAACAAAUACAUCAUUCAGAACGCACUAGCCCACUGCUGCCUGGCUGGCAAGGUCAAUGAGGGUCAGAAAAACAAGAUACUGGAGGAAAUGGAGAAAAGCGAGUCCAACAACUUCUUGAUUCUCUUCCGAGACUCUGGAUGCCAGUUCCGAUCUAUCUACACGUACUGUCCAGAAACAGAGGAAAUCACGCGCCUGGCCGGCUUCGGGCCCAAGACUAUCACGCUGAAGAUGAUAGAGAGCCUGUUCAAGUACAAUUCAGACAAGAAACAGUUCAGCCACAUUCCCGCCAAGACCAUGUCGGCCAGCGUGGACGCCAUUACCAUCUUUGGCCACCUGUGGCAGACCAAGAAGCAGGGAACGCCCAAAAAGUUCCAACUUCUUAAAUCUUAGUCUAAUCAGGACUGCUGUGGUUUCUCCUCUGAUGUAACAAAAAAAGACUCAUUCAACCAACACCUCACUGUAAACAUUGGAUUUGCGAUACAGCCUAAAAAAAAUAGUUCCACUAUUCAGAGUAUUUCGCCUUGUCCACUCACCUGGACAGUGUUUGACGUUAAGUGACAUGAUGAACAACUUGAAUGUAAACAAAAAAAAUCGUUAGGCCGGCUUUAUCCGAUGUCCAUUAUGCAAGACCAGUGUUUGGGUUUUGUGUACUUUGUGUGUUGCACAUGAGUGUUUAUGUGCGUAUGCGUGUGUAUCUGUGCCAAAAUCAGCGAGAGGUAAAGGUGCCUAUAUACAGUAUGGUGGACGGUGGGUUCGAAGCACUGAAUGUCACUCUGUGUGGAAAGAGUUAUAUGGUUUUGUUCUUAUGUUGCCUUUGGUGGCCUUAGGCUUGGCUUUGUUCAGUUGUGGAUACCCCGUCCCAAAGCUGAUGUGUCAUCUACGUGAUAUCAGAUCAACUGUGGUAAGUGAAUUGAGUGAAAAGAUGAGAGAAACUUAUUCAAGCCUUAGGCCAAAAAGUUUUGCUUUUGGCAAGAGAUGGUUCAAUUGUGAGAAGCGUUCGAGAAACUAAGACUUUUUUUUUAACACGUUGUCAUUAUUUUUAAUAUUCACAAAGGAGGUAGUUACUGAGUGGGAAACAAAUAUCCUUUGGUUUACCAGCACUUAAACAUUUCCUUCUGUUACAUGCACCAAUGUGAACUUUGAAAUUACUGGUUUCUUGCUUAUCAGUGCGGAGCAUUCAUGGAGAACCUGUAUGUUAAAGAAAUUAACAAUUGUUUGUAUAUAAUGGCAACUUCAUUGGAACAAGCUUACUUCAUGUAGAAUUUGACUUGUGAAUAUGAGGCCUUUUCAUCCGAGAAAACUAAGUGUAUUUACAUGCCACUGAUAGACCUAUUCAGCUUUAGAUGAGUACAAAAAACACCCUCACAAAUCCACAAUUAUGCAGUCCAUCCUAAUUCCUAUAGAAUAUUGAGCUGGGUGUUUGUAGCCAGCAGAAACGCCUCCAUUCUUAGCCACAGAUUGAACUGUUGGGGUACAUGUAACACCAUAAACAAUCCUUAAAUAUCGUAUUAUGAUGCUUCCACAUAGUUGAUGCCUAUAAUGUCGCUAAAUGAAUUACUAACUUAUAUCAAGUAAACUGGUAAAAGUGUGUGUUGAAAAAAAAACAUGUUUCAUUUGCAGGGCUCUGUUUUAUAUUAUUGUUUUUUUCCCAUUAUCUUCACGGUUUGAACAGUGAGAGAUUGUUUUGUAUCUUUUAGGUCACUCUGUUUGUUUUAACUUGUUUAUGAUGUACAUAUAUAGUUUGUCAUAUGAAAGUAUUUUGGAAAGCCAUUUAUUACGUAUAAUUUACAUAAAAAUGAGAACACUAUGUAUAGGCUAUUGUUAUGCAAAAUGGAUCAUUGUCUUUGUGUAUGGCAAAGCAGGACCAAGAGGGUAUGGUAGUGACGAAGAGAGGUGUUGAACUGAAAAGUUAAAGAUGUAUGAAGUUAUAAUAAGAGUGUCAAACAUUGUUUUUCUCCACAUCCAGCAUUUGAUUUAAAUUGUUUAUUCAUGUUAUCAUUUUGUAUUUGUUCCAUGCCAUGUUUAACCUGUAUAUAAAUACAGAUUUAC